This is a messenger RNA of Notothenia coriiceps (black rockcod), 426 nucleotides long. Its product is annotated as R3H and coiled-coil domain-containing protein 1-like. NCBI's taxonomy places the organism in Eukaryota, Metazoa, Chordata, Actinopteri, Perciformes, Nototheniidae. The transcript has 4 exons. The coding region runs from base 81 to 410 and encodes 109 amino acids. The record is from RefSeq and is a predicted model, not a curated record. Gene Ontology annotation, molecular function: nucleic acid binding.
CAAAAAGCAUAACCUUUAGCAUGUGUGUUUGUUUGUGAGGCUUGUAGCCUUCACAGGGGAUCAAGGCACGUCUGAAAGACAUGGUGACUGUUACCAUUCAGCAUGUUCACAACGACUACUCCAUUUAUGAGAACGUGUGCAUCAGCCCGGAAAAGCUUUGCCAUGUGAUCGAGAUCUAUGACUUCCCUGCUGUUUUCAAAACGGAUGACCUCCUGGAUGCUUUUGCAGAAUACAGUGAUGGUGGGAUAAAGAUCGAGUGGGUGGACGACACACACGCCCUGGGGGUCUUCUCCAGUGACACAGCAGCACUCCAUGCUCUCUCCAUCUGCCAUCCGAUGCUGAAGACGAGAGCACUAACUGAAGCGAGUAAGAAAUCCAAAGGCAAGGCCACCAGGCGGGCAGGUAUGUGAUCCACAAACCAGGGGU